AUGGCACUUUCAGGCCAAAUUGUCUGGCAUAGUUUAUUGUCCAAGCCGGAGUGUAGCAAUCGCCAAAGCGUUCCACCAUUAAAAUCUCAAAAUGCAGCAAUUGGAACAACAUACGAACAAAAAUUCAAGCUAGGAUAUAUCAGGAGCAAAAAGAGGUCCUUGGUCACGCUUUCAAUGCUCAAUCCUGAUAUUGGCAAAGAAUGGAAGAAGAAGGAAGUUCCUUUUACUAGAGGUUGCAGCUGCUAUGAAUUAUCAAGAGAUGGAGAAGAACUACUCAUUAAGAAUGCUCAAGUUAUUACUGAAUCAUCUAUGAAACCGAUAUUUUUGGCACUGUACAAGAUCUUAACUUCAGCAUUUGAUUACUUCCCAGAAGCAGCUGAGAGGUUUCGAAAAAGCCAUCAAAUUACGUAUCAACUGUUAGUAAAUGUUUACAAGAUUGUUUUUUACCCCUUCAUAAGUCCAAUUCUUGCAUGGUAUAAAAAGUUAUGGAGCUUCACAGUUACCCUUCUUAGAUUCACCAACAAAUUAGUGCAGUUCAUUACGAAAAGUUUCAGCAAGUAGAACAUAGUUACAGAGCAAGUUCAAUAUUUUCCUCAUUGAUUUGGCUUUUAUCAGCAUGCUCAUUUGCUUGCUUCCUAGGGGUCAUUGUACCAAUUGUAUCAAUAUAUCUUUAACGAUCGG
Nicotiana tabacum (common tobacco) is the source of this 681-nucleotide messenger RNA. RefSeq lists its product as uncharacterized. The record is from RefSeq and is a predicted model, not a curated record. NCBI's taxonomy places the organism in Eukaryota, Viridiplantae, Streptophyta, Magnoliopsida, Solanales, Solanaceae.